Molecule: messenger RNA, 3129 nt
Organism: Clupea harengus (Atlantic herring)
Lineage: Eukaryota; Metazoa; Chordata; Actinopteri; Clupeiformes; Clupeidae
Gene: agfg1a
Product: ArfGAP with FG repeats 1a
Biological process (GO): intermediate filament organization; acrosome assembly; spermatid nucleus differentiation
Cellular component (GO): cytoplasmic vesicle; cytoplasm; membrane
Molecular function (GO): GTPase activator activity
Source: RefSeq, a predicted model, not a curated record
UUCUCCUAUUCCCUUAUUUGAAAUGAGAGGUUUUACUGAAUGACGUUUCUAAAGACAUUUAAAAGGUUUUCUUUUGUGUACUAUUGGCCUAUUGUUUCUAAUGAUUUUCACCUUUUGUUGUGCCAAGUGAUAUUGCAGUAGUCUAUGUCACAAAGAACAAAACUUUGGUGUUUCAUUCUAGGCUGAAGCGAGUGUAGCCCGCUGUGAAUUAGGUCAUGCAAACAGCGAAUUGAAAGACAGUUUCGGGUUGCUGGGUGGCGCUAACUCGCACUCAGAUAGGAUCCACUCUCGGGCGUUGCGUGCUCUUCUCUUGACUACGGCGCCCCGACUCCUUGUUCGUGGCAACGUGAGGCCGUUGUGAAUUCCGGUCCGUCUCUUCAUUCAGCCACCCUCCUCUAUUCUGACUACGCUCGACCGCGAGUUGGUAGCUAUCUGUUAAGCCGCGGCUAGCACGUUGUACCUGGGUGUUUCAGGUCCCUCGCCGGUUUGUCUUUCCCCCCUCCCUUGAUCCUACCUAUCCUGGCCCCAGCCAUGGCUGCGAGUGCGAAGCGAAAGCAGGAGGAGAAACACCUGAAGAUGCUCCGAGAAAUGACUAGUUUGCCUCCCAAUAGAAAGUGCUUUGACUGCGACCAACGCGGCCCAACCUAUGCCAACAUGACGGUGGGGUCCUUCGUCUGUACCUCCUGCUCCGGUAUUCUACGAGGGCUGAACCCUCCUCACAGAGUGAAGUCCAUCUCCAUGACGACCUUUGCGCAGCAGGAAAUCGAGUUUCUCCAGAAGCACGGGAACGAGGUGUGCAAACCGAUUUGGCUGGGUCUCUAUGACGACAGAACUUCUUCCGUCCCGGACUUCCGAGAACCACAAAAAGUGAAAGAGUUUCUUCAAGAGAAGUACGAGAAGAAAAGAUGGUACGUCCCUCCAGAGCAGGCCCGGGUGGUGGCCUCAGUGCACGCCUCCAUCUCCGGCUCCUCGGCCAGCAGCACCAGCAGCACGCCUGAGGUGCGGCCACUCAAGACCCUACUGGGGGAGUCCGCCCCCGCCCUUCACCUCAACAAGAACACCCCCAGCCAGUCUCCAGUGGUGGUCCGUUCUCAGCAUAUGUCUCAUCAGGAGAAGUUCGACCUCCUCAGCGAUCUGGGUGGAGACAUCUUUGCAGCCCCGCCCUCUCAAGCUUCCAGCUCCUCCUCUGCAAACUUUGCUAACUUUGCACAUUUCAACAGCCAUCCAGCACAGAAUGCCAGCGCAAGCGCAGACUUUGCCAACUUUGAUGCGUUUGGGAGUUCUGCUGCUGCGCCUGCUCCAUUGCCAUCUGCUCCACCCGCAGGAGCCUCCUCGGGACUAGCUAACGACAAUUUUGCAAAUUUUGACAACUUCCCCAAAUCCUGUAGUGCGGACUUUGGAGCGAUGGGCCAGCGAGGCACGUCGGCAGGCGCAGGCAGAGUAGACGGCGCUAGCGUGCCCGCCGAUAAAUAUGCCGCCCUGGCAGACGUGGACAGCAUCUUUAACUCGGCCCAGUCUGAGUCAGGGGGCGCCGUCCCGAGCGGGGUGAGCUCUGCACCCCCCUCAGCAGGCGUGGGGCCCCCGCCGGCCCCCAGUGGCUCCAUGAGGGGGGACCGCUACGCCGCCUUGGCCGAGCUGGACAACGUCUUCAGUACUCCCCCCACCAGCGGCUACAACACCAGCAGCACGGCGCAGGAAACCAUGUUUGGUGCUGUGACUGGUGUGUCCUCAGCACAGACACAGCAAGGACUACCCAGCAUGCCUCAGGGCUUUGGAGUGGGCCCUUCAACAAACCCUUUUGUUGCCUCAGCGGCCCCAGCAGUGACCACUACUAACCCGUUUCAGACCAAUGGCAGAGCAGCAGCUGUGGCCGCAGCAGCCUCGUUUGGCACAGGUUCCAUGAGUAUGCCAGCUGGCUUUGGAAAUGCAGCGGCAUACAACAUGCCCACCAGCUUUAGCGGAACCUUCCAGCAAGCCUUCCCUGGGCAGGCCUUCCCUCCAACACAGGCCUUCCCCCCAACACAGGCCUUCCCUCCGACGCAGGCCUUCCCUCCAACACAGGCCUUUGCCCCAACGCAGGCCUUCCCCCCAACACAGGCCUUCCCCCCAACGCAGGCCUUCCCCCCAACACAGGCAUUCCCCCCACAGCCCAACGGGACGAGCUUCAGUGCUUUUGGUCAGCCCAAGCCUGUUCCUGCAUUCGGCCAGCACAUGGCUGCUCCUGGGGUCUCCAGCAAUCCCUUCCUCGUGGGAGCUCCUGCUGCACAGUACCCCACAGGAAACAACUCCACGAACCCCUUCUUAUAGGGCCUCCUCACCCACAGGGGGGCGCUGUGGCUGCGCUUGCACCUCUUGCACUGUUUCCGUUCAACAGGAGUAGCUUUAAAAGAAAACAAAAAAGGAAACCUUUUCUAAAGGACCUGCAAUUUUUUGUAACCAAUUUUAAGAACAUAAGUGGCAUAAAAAAAAGAGAGAAAGAAUGAAAGAAAAAAGCACCAACAGCAGCUGUGAACAACUUUGACUGUGAUGACAUCGCCCAUGGCAACCAAACAAGCAGGGUAACGUGGGGUGCAAAGAGAAGGGUGCCCUCGUCACCCCUCUUUGGGAUGAGACCUCUGAACGCCUUCCUGCAGAGGUCCACACCUCUGCGCAAACUGACUGACUACCACCGGCGACUAAGUUAUUAUUGCAAACCCUACCCCUCCACGCAUCGUGCUGCAACCCUGUACAGAAUUUCAUUUCGUUUUCAUUCAUUUUUUUUUUUUUUCUUAGCAGAGGCCAGACUUUAGCUCUUUUGUGCAUAUCAGUAUUUGUAUCUUUUAACACAUUGUGUUAAGUUCUGAGGGUUUGUGGGCUGAGGAACGUGGGGCACCUCCCUAAAUGGCUGCAGUGACUGAACCAGGCUUCCAGGAGAGCAAAACCCAUCCAUUCACCCCUACACACACACACACACACACACACACACACACACACACCUAUACACACACACACACAGCUGUGAGACUGCGCUGGCGGAAGCCCCUUGGACUGGACAGACCACUUCUACUGGUCGUUACGUUAAAUUUAAGUUAAUGUGUGUAUAUAUAUUAUAUAUACAGUAUAUAUUAAAAAGGAAUUUUAACUAAAACA